UUCUCUAAAGACCUUAAUGAAUUUCUGCCAUUCCUGACCUCUCCUCAGCUGCCAAAACACACUUUUUUCCCUCUUUCUAAUCUGCAAGAAGCCUUAAAAUAAUAGCAUUACUGUACUUCCCCAAAGCCGCUCAAGGAAACCCCAUCCCCGAGCGCCACAAGCAGCUCCAACUCAACCUCUGUGCCACAGAGGGGGAGAUGCCCCAGAAGAAAAGUGCUGGCUGUGCUGGGAGCCGGGCUGGAGCCUCGGGGCUCCCGAGAUAAACCCGGGGCCGCGGGCACACGCAGGAACCGGGGCUCGGCCGCAGCUGCAGCGUUUCCUGUUCCACAGAGACAGCAAGAGAGCUCAGCAUGAGCUGCCUGGCAUGAGGAGGGCAGCCGGGGCGUGCUCCUGCCCGAGAGCACCCGGCUCGGCACCGAGGGCAGGACAGGAGCCUGGCACAGGGCAGAGGCCCCGAGGGGACAAGGCCACCAUGCCCAGGAGGGCACGGCCGCGCCCGGGCGAGAGCUACGAGGAGCGGAGCGAGCGGCGGCAGGCGGCGCGGCCGCGGGGCAGGGACAGCGCUGUCCCCUGCUGCCGCCCUGCCCGCCGGCCCGCCCCGCCGGCCACCAGCCCCCGGCAGGCACAGUUCCUCAGGAGGAGGAACCUGGCGGCAGAGCCCGGGGAGACCCCGCCGGGACACGAGCCCGAGGCAGCGACCCCGCUGGAGAGGUCCCCGACGGUGGAGCCCGGAGCCAGCGCCCUGCUCCAGCACCCCAGGAGCUGCCCCACGCUCCCCCCUGCUCAGUCCCUGCUGAGCCUCAGCAGCCCCCGGGCACGAGGGGACUCCGUCACCACCCAAGGAACACAGACCCUCCCAAGCCCCAGCCCAGGAGUGACAGACUCGAGCCAGCAGACAGACUGGGGAAUAGCAGUUUUGAAUAAGGAAAUGGUGCAGCUCUCCAACUACCUGAAGGAGGCCCUGCACCGCGAGCUGCUGCUCAAGCAGAAGAUGGUGAUUUUACAGGAGCUGCUGUCCACUCUGCUCCAGGCUUCGGAGAAAUCCUGGCAGGGCCAGCUGAACGAGGACAAACUGAGGUGUAAACUACGGGUGCUGGAAAAUCAGCUGCAGGCCUGCACCCAGAGUUACUCAAAGGAGUGUGUGAAGAAGAUCCUGAUAGAGAUGGAGGACCAGAAGCAGACCUAUGAGCAGAAGGCAAAAGAGGCUCUUCAGAAGAUGCUGGAGGACAAACUCCUAACAGAGCAGAAGCUGCAGAACUCUCAGAGAAGCCUGGCAGAGAUGCGAGAGAGCCUGGCCCUCUGGAAGGAGCACAACGCCACACUCAAAGCCGAGCUGACCAAGGAGACCACAGCACACACCGAGCUCAGAAACAGCUUCCAGGCUUUGCAGAGCGAGCUCCAGCGAGCGGACGCGCAGAGCCAGCGGCUGAGCCGGGAGCUGCGGGCGCUGCGGGACGAGCGCACGGAGCUGCUGCAGCGAGCCAGCGCCCUGCGCGGCGACAACGACCGCCAGGCCGGCCACAUCCGCCACAUCCAAGAUAAAUUGCAAAAAGAACAAGAGCAGAAAGUAACACUGGAGGCAACAAUCAGCCAUUUGCAGAACUUGAUCCAGAACCAGACCAACCAACAGAAGAGCCAGCAGGUGACGGUGCAAAGGACAGACCAGGUUUUCACCACACAGACCCCACCUCUCACUCCUGCCAAGGAAAAACAAAAAGCUCUGUCAGAGCACCCCGAGGAGGAGGAGGAGGAGGAGGAGGAGGAGGAGGAGGAGGAGGGAACAGAAAGCCUGCAGGAUGAGAUGCAGAAAAGGACAUCCCAGCUCACAGCAAAGGAGAACGAGGUUUUACAGCAGCACUUGCCCAUCAUUCAUGUGCAGGCUCAGACACAAUGCAGGCCAUGA
Molecule: messenger RNA, 1903 nt
Organism: Pyrgilauda ruficollis (rufous-necked snowfinch)
Lineage: Eukaryota; Metazoa; Chordata; Aves; Passeriformes; Passeridae
Gene: TRAF3IP3
Product: TRAF3 interacting protein 3
Exons: 15
Coding region: 365-1903 (512 amino acids)
Source: RefSeq, a predicted model, not a curated record